Baudoinia panamericana UAMH 10762 is the source of this 1506-nucleotide messenger RNA. RefSeq lists its product as uncharacterized. Lineage: Eukaryota; Fungi; Ascomycota; Dothideomycetes; Mycosphaerellales; Teratosphaeriaceae. Bases 1 to 1506 code for a protein of 501 amino acids. The transcript has 3 exons. Gene Ontology annotation, molecular function: sphingosine-1-phosphate phosphatase activity. Gene Ontology annotation, cellular component: endoplasmic reticulum membrane. The record is from RefSeq and is a predicted model, not a curated record.
AUGUCAGAAUUACAGCGGCCCGAACGACGUGCAGCGCUCCGCAGGAAAUCACCAUCUCCAUUCCCGGAUGCUGGUCUGCGCGGACAUGGCCACUAUGAGCGACGACUUCCGGUAUGGCGCUUCCGGUUGCGCAACCAGCUUAUACCCAUCGUACGGUGGGAGACACCUUACCUGGCACGCAUGCAGAAAGCGUGUCGCAGACCAUGGCUCGAUACUUACUUCGCGUUCACUGCCAAUCUGGGAACGCACACUUUCUUCAUGACAGCAUUACCGAUCUGUUUCUGGUGUGGUUACACUGACAUAGGUAUCGCGAUGGUACAUAUGCUCGCCAUGGGAGUCUAUCUGAGUGGGUUUGUGAAAGAUCUAGCCUGUCUACCCAGGCCUUUAUCGCCACCAUUGCACCGGAUUACCAUGUCUGGUUCAGCGGCACUGGAGUACGGUUUCCCUUCCACCCACACGACCAAUGCGGUCUCGGUGGCUCUCUUUUGCUUGUACCAGCUGCAUCUCGUACGGGAGAACUACAGCGGUGUAGCUUAUAAUGUCCUGCGUGCCAGCUUGUAUUGCUACGCAACAUCUAUCACAUUCGGGCGGAUGUACUGCGGCAUGCACGGCUUUUUCGACGUCAUUUUCGGAGCCGGUUUGGGUGCAACCAUUGCAUGGGUCCGGAUCGCUUACGGUGCUAUGUUUGACAGUUGGGUUCUGGCAGAUGGCUGGAUGCGGCCGGCGAUUGUUGUUGCAUUACUUACGCUUGCAAUUCGCGUGCAUCCCGAGCCGGCGGACAACUGCCCAUGCUUUGAUGACAGUGUGUCCUUCGUCGGUGUGGUCAUGGGCAUUGAGCUUGGCAUCUGGCAUUACGCGCAACGUGCCGCGGGCUCGGCCAUGUCAGCACCGUCGCCGGGUAGUUUGUAUCCAACUGCAAGCUCGGACCCAGUGAAAGCGACCGCUCGCAUUGUUGGUGGCAUCCUCGUAAUCUUCCUUUGGCGGGCGGUGAUGAAGCCGACAUUGCUCAGAGUACUACCUCCGAUCUUCCGCUUUGUCGCUCAUGGAGGCCUAAGCAUACCGCGCAGAUACUUCCUGCAGGCGAGGGAGUACAGAAAUGUGCCGCCACUGCGGAAGGAUGACAACGUCAUUCCACCGGCGAUGGACAUUCCAGCUUUGGUCUCGAGCCUUCGAAACCCGCGAAAGCGAAGGGUUUCAGUCGGUCCGCAGUCGGAAGCCGAUGCGCGAGAGUACAUUGCGAACCGUAUGCAAAGGCGCCAAAAGCGCCGCAACAGCCGCGGCUCGACCGGGGCUGCCUCGACCAAACAUCGGCCCAGCGAUGCCGGCGCCUCGAGCGAUAGCGGCAAGGAAGACGAGAAGAACGAUCGCGAGAUGUUCUCUGCCCUCGAGAAGCCAAGAAUACGGUACGACGUCGAAGUCAUAACGAAAUUGGUGGUCUACGCUGGCAUCGCAUGGUUGGCCGUCGAAGGCAACCCUCUAUGGUUUGAAGCGGUGGGUAUCAUCUGA